Messenger RNA from Eurytemora carolleeae, 1081 nucleotides. It is a transcript of the gene HisCl1, whose product is annotated as glycine receptor subunit alpha-4. Gene Ontology annotation, biological process: chemical synaptic transmission; nervous system process; signal transduction. Gene Ontology annotation, cellular component: membrane; synapse; neuron projection. The annotation marks the transcript as partial. NCBI's taxonomy places the organism in Eukaryota, Metazoa, Arthropoda, Copepoda, Calanoida, Temoridae. Gene Ontology annotation, molecular function: transmembrane signaling receptor activity; neurotransmitter receptor activity; chloride channel activity. The record is from RefSeq and is a predicted model, not a curated record. The transcript is spliced from 11 exons.
AAUGAAAAGUGUGUCUGUACAAAUAUUUAUCUGUUUAAGUACAUUUUGUCUAAAUUUAGUGGCUGGAUAGUUUUUUUAAAAGUAAAAUAAAAAAAUUUACACAAUGACCAGAAAAAUAACGGCGGCCAUCUUUCUCUCUCUCCUAAUUUCGAAAUCCAGAACUACCGAGAGCGUGGACCCAACUGUUGUUGUGGAUGUCGAGGAACCGUUAAAAUUCGACGAUAUCGUUGAUCGACGAUUUUACGAUAAAAUGCGGCCGCCGAAACCUGGCGGAAACCCAACCAAAGUGAUGUUCCACGUGACCGUUCUCAGUUUAGACAGCAUUAACGAGGGGUCUAUGACUUAUGCAGCAGAUAUUUUCUUUGGGCAAAGCUGGAACGAUCACAGAUUAAAGCUGCCGGCAAAUAUGACCCAAGAAUAUCGUCUCCUGCCAGUCGAAUGGUUGCAGGAUAUUUGGCGCCCAGACAGUUUCUUUAAGAACGCUAAGCAAGUAACCUUCCAACGAAUGACCAUCCCGAACCAUUAUCUUUGGUUGUACAAGAGUAAACAGAUUAUGUACAUGGUCAAGUUGACCCUUCUCCUGAGCUGUUCAAUGAAGUUUAACAAAUAUCCACAUGAUGAACAGCUCUGUAGACUCUCAGUUGAAAGCAUUUCCCACACGACGGAUGAUCUUGUUUUUGAAUGGCUACCGGAUGAAGAAAUACCCCUAGUAGUCGAACCAGGAAUUGAGCUGCCCCAACUGGAGUUGAUCUCUAACUACACAGCUGACUGUACAGCACAUUACUCAACUGGAAAUUUCACGUGCUUAGAAGUCGUCUUUAAACUAAGACGGCGCUUAGGGUAUUUUAUGUUCCACACGUAUAUCCCAACUUGUCUGAUUGUUAUGAUGUCCUGGAUAUCGUUCUGGAUCAAGCCAGAAGCAGUACCUGCUCGUGUAACACUAGGAGUCACUUCUCUUCUCACACUUUCUACCCAACAUGCUAACAGUCAGAAAUCCCUCCCUCCUGUCUCUUAUAUCAAGGCUAUUGACAUGUUCAUGUCCUCGUGCACGUUCUUUGUGUUCUUCAGUUUGAUAGAGUAC